This is a messenger RNA of Spirodela intermedia, 1254 nucleotides long. The record is from the annotation of a GenBank genome assembly. NCBI's taxonomy places the organism in Eukaryota, Viridiplantae, Streptophyta, Magnoliopsida, Alismatales, Araceae.
AUGGAGGAAAAGGGAAUCGAGGUCCCGAUCUACUUUCUCUGCCCCAUAUCCCUCCAGAUCAUGAGGGAUCCCGUUACCCUCUCCACCGGAGUCACCUACGAUCGUGAAAGCAUCGAGAGGUGGGUCUUCUCCGGCGACAACGAGGUCACCUGCCCCAUGACCAAGCAGCUACUUCCGGACCCUGAGAUCAUCCCCAACCACACCCUCCGUCGCCUGAUUCAGGGAUGGUGCGUUGCCAAUGCGGCCAGCGGCGUGGAGAGAUUUCCCACACCGCGAGCUCCCGUCAGCAAGGCUCAGAUGGCCCAGCUCCUCGACGAGUCCACGGCGGCGGCGUCGCCAACCCAGCUCGCUGCCCUUCGCAAACUCCGGUCCAUCGUCGGCGAGAGCGAGCGCAACAGGCGCACUGCCGAGUCCGCCGGCGCCCCCCACCUUCUCGUCUCCAUCAUCAGGAGAAGCGCCGCCGCAUCGUCCGCCGUCGAUGGCUGCACAGGAUCGACCAGCGGCAGUGCCCUGGAGGAAGCGUUGACUAUCCUUCAUACCCUCCAGGUGUCCCCGCAGGGAUUCUCCGAGCUGGUCGAGCGCAACGGCGAUCUCGUGGAGAUUUUCACCGAGGUCCUCCGCAGCUCGAGUUAUCAAACCCGCGCCUACGCCGUCAUCCUCCUGCAGUCCAUCACACAAGCCCUCCCCCUGUCCCAGCUGGUCAACCUGAAGAAAGAAAUCUUCGAGGAGCUGAAGAGCGUUGUCAACGACCAAAUCUCCCUCAAGGCCAGCAAGGCGGCGCUGCGGGUCCUGUCCCAGCUGAGCAUCUGGGGAAAAAACCGUGCGAAGGCCACCAAGGCCGGCGGCGUGGGAGUUAUUCUGGAGCUCCUGCUCGAUGAGCAGGACGGGAAGGUGUGCGAAAUGGCGAUGGUUGUGCUCGACCAACUGUGCGGCUGCGCCGAGGGGAGGGCGGAGCUGGUGGGGCAUCCGGCGGGGAUUGCCGUGGUGUCGAAGAAGAUACUGAGGGUUUCUCAACUGGCGACGGAGCGGGCGGUGAAGGUUCUCUACUCCGUCGCCAAGUUCUCGGCGGCACCAGCGGUGGUUCAGGAGAUGCUGCAUGUCGGCGUCGUCUCAAAGCUGUGUCUGCUCCUGCAGCUGGAUUGCGGGAGCAAGACGAAGGAGAAGACAAAGGAAAUCCUUAGAUUGCAUGCGAGGAUGUGGAAGGACUCCCCCUGCAUUCCGCCUCUGCUGCAGGCUUCAUAUGCCUGCUAUUGA